AUGUCCGAAGGCGAUUUGCCAGCACACGAGCAUUACCUCUACAGCGUCGACGAGCGAGUAUUAUGUUUUCAUGGUCCUCUUAUAUACGAAGCAAAGAUCUUGAGCCGCGAAUGGUUCGACGACGAUCCCGACAUUGUAGGGGCUGGUUAUUAUGUUCACUACAAGGGCUGGAAAAACACAUGGGAUGAAUGGGUACCCGAAUCACGCGUGCUACGUUUAAAUGAUACCAAUAUCGCGAUGCAAUCAAAGUUAAAAGAUUUAUACACGCAAGCAGGCAAGAAGCGACCACGAGAUUCCAGCACUGAAAAGGAGGAUGAAUACUUGAACACACCAGAGAUAAGGAUUGAUAUCCCCAACGGUCUAAAAGCUCAAUUGGUGGAUGAUUGGGAAAAUGUGACAAAGAACCAGCAGCUCAUUGUGUUGCCACGCACACCCACAGUGUCAGAUUUAUUGGAACAAUACAAGGCUUACAAGCUUGGGAAAAAAGGAACAAACCAAGAGACGCUGGACGAGGUCAUCCAUGGUAUCAAGGAAUACUUCAACAAUGCUCUUGGAUCCUUGCUGCUCUAUCGGUUUGAACGGCAUCAAUAUGCAGAGGCAAGGAAAAAGUAUAAUCGAGAGAUGGUGGAUAUAUAUGGUGCGGAACACCUUUUGCGUCUCUUUGUUCAAAUGCCGUCUCUAUUAGCACACACUGACAUGGGCGUUGAAGCCAUCAAGACCCUCACCGACUAUCUAUCAGACAUUCUACGGUACAUGCAAAGGGUUCAAAAGCAAAUCUUUACAACCGAAUACGAGAAUCCAGCACCCGAUUAUGUAUCAUUGACAAAUGCAAUUUGA
Molecule: messenger RNA, 837 nt
Organism: Lichtheimia ornata
Lineage: Eukaryota; Fungi; Mucoromycota; Mucoromycetes; Mucorales; Lichtheimiaceae
Exons: 9
Coding region: 1-837 (278 amino acids)
Biological process (GO): regulation of DNA-templated transcription; chromatin organization
Cellular component (GO): nucleus; NuA4 histone acetyltransferase complex; Rpd3S complex
Source: RefSeq, a predicted model, not a curated record